Molecule: messenger RNA, 978 nt
Organism: Elaeis guineensis (African oil palm)
Lineage: Eukaryota; Viridiplantae; Streptophyta; Magnoliopsida; Arecales; Arecaceae
Product: actin-depolymerizing factor 7
Biological process (GO): actin filament depolymerization
Cellular component (GO): actin cytoskeleton
Molecular function (GO): actin binding
Source: RefSeq, a predicted model, not a curated record
CGUUCGCGUUACGGUUUGCACGUGCCGUGGUGCGCUCCUCGCCGAAUGCCGUUCUCCUCUCCGUAUCAUAUCGCAAAGGGUGCGGUCUCCGAGCCUCUGAUAUCGGAGCCACUUUUUCCUCUCCCUUUCCCUCCCUGCCUCCCACGCACCCCCCCUCCCCAUCGAGCCCUAGAUUCUCUCCCAAAAAAAAAAAUCUAAUAUCUCUUCGCUUCGAUCGCAAAUGGCCAAUGCUGCAUCAGGGAUGGCUGUGAAUGAUGAUUGUAAGCUGAAAUUCUUGGAGUUGAAGGCCAAGAGAACUUAUCGUUUCAUAAUCUAUAAGAUUGAAGAGAAGCUGAAGCAGGUCAUCGUGGAGAAGGUUGGCGAACCCACUCUGAGCUAUGAGGACUUCACUGCCGCCCUUCCUGCAGAUGAAUGUAGAUAUGCUAUCUAUGACUUUGAUUUUGUUACCGAGGAGAACUGCCAGAAAAGCAAGAUCUUCUUCAUUGCAUGGUCACCUGACACAUCAAAAGUGAGAAGUAAGAUGCUUUAUGCAAGCUCAAAGGACAGAUUUAAGAGGGAGUUGGAUGGCAUCCAGGUGGAAUUGCAAGCAACUGAUCCAACGGAAAUGGGACUGGAUGUCAUCCGAGGCCGUGCCAAUUGAGUUGCAUUACCAGGUUGUGUGAUGGAGACUUACUCCUCUUAGUCUGUUUGCUUAAGUGAAAUGUUUAUAGUUUCUUGUAAUGGUGAAGUUGCUGCGUAUUAUGUGGGUUGCUGUUCAGGUGAUUAUAAUUCAAUGAUCUUUGUCCUCCAAAACAGUGUUGCUUAUGGGUAUACCGUAUGAAUUGCUAUUCUGUGGUUUUUAUAUGAUGGAUAUUUUCUUGUAGAGCGAUGUCUACAAGCUCAUGAUAUGUGACUGUGGUGGUAGCCAGAUAGGCAAAACCUUUGUUUCCUUUGAAAUGGAUGCUUGACCACUCUAGUGUUAUUUUUGUUUUAAUUGCA